UGGCUUUCCCUCAUCAGCCUCACAUGGGACGUAGUGGAUGAGGUUGACUUACACAUUUAGUUGUAUAAACACUAUGCUUGUGUGUUGUAAUUAGUGGUGAAAGACGCUGGUUUUCCCACCAAAGUAGGAUUGAAUUUCUUUUUCCCAGAGGCCCGCCCUUGUGUGGCCAGCGGGGGACGCUGACUGGUUUUGUGGUAAUUGCUGUUUUCUUCCUCCUUGCUUCCAUUUUUUUCCCCCUUAUAGGGAAUAAAAUAUGAAAUGUUUGCAUUCUUAUUGGAUUGCCUAAGAUAAUCCAGGUUGACUUCUUUAAGUAAAAAAUGACAUUCUCUGUUAACUAGCUCAGCCUGCGUGUUCACGAUUGCCAACAUACUAAAAAUUUCCGUAACCAUAUACCAAAUGCCACCGGUUACCUCAUUUAAAACCCCUUUAGUGUGGUGUCUGCAGCUCCCACAUAGACUUGGCAUGCCUCUCUGUGAUCUUAAGUGCUUAAAGAACAAGUCAGUCAUCACACCAGCUUUCUGAUGGCCAGAGAAGUACAAGACCAGAUGAGUUGCUGGGUCAGAAUUUAACCGUUUAGUAUAGUUUCGUUGCUUUAAAGGGAAAACUCUUAUUACCCUUGAUGCAUUUCCUUCGGGAUCUGGCUUUUUUGUUUGUUUGUUGGUUGGUUGUUUUGUUGGAGUUUUUUUCCCUAAUAUUUCAUGACCUGCUCAUAGCAUAGGGUGGAGUGAGUGCUUUGCAUAUUUUUAGAAAGCUCUACAAUCGUUAAUUUGGUCAUUCAUGAAUGCAGCUGUCACGGAAACGCUGGAACCCAGAAAAAUAUAGCUGGAUUUUCUUUGGCUGAAGCGAAAUGCAAAUCAUUGCUGAAUUGCACUCAUCAUUUCUUUCUUGUCUUUCUGUGCUCUCCUACCAUGGCUGAGCUUUGGUUUCUGGACUUAUUUUUCACAUGACUUCUAAAAGGCCACUAUACUUGAAUAUUAAACCAAAAACAAUAGCAAGGAGUGGGCCUGUUGUGAUCGUACCCUCUGCUCAUUCAUCACUUCCACAUGUUAAGUCCCAGCAGUGAGUUAUUCAACAGCUGGACACAGACCACCCCUCAGACACGGUGGCCAUCCCCCUCAUCUGCUGCUCCACUGUAAUUGUGCCCUCUUUCUUGGUUUGGAUCAAAGCACCUCAGGUUUCUACCAGAUCUAAAUGCUUAUCCUCCUGGAACUCUGAAAGCUUGAGAAGUCUGUUCACAUGCUUCUCCUUUACUUACACUCUUAGCUGGGUGGUACUUCAAGGCCAGUUGCCUCUCAGUGUUUUUCAGGUUUUCCUGAGUGGCAUCAAGCUUGGUCCCUAAGUCAUCAUAGUAAGUGGUUUCUUUCAUCAUGUUUGACAGCCAGUGAGCCGGGUGGUGCUGUGGGGGAGCAAGAAGGGACUGCACAAUGUGCACAGCUUAGGCAGUCCCCAUUCUUUCUUACCUAGCAUUCUGUUUUUUGUUUUUGUUUUUUUCUUUUUUCGGAGCUGGGGACCGAACCCAGGGCCUUGCACUUGCUAGGCAAGUGCUCUACCACUGAGCUAAAUCCCCAACCCCUUACCUAGCAUUCUGGAACAUACCCUUCCUGUGGAAUUUAUCUUACCACUGAGGUCCCCAAGGAGAGUCAUUAGAUUGUCUUUGCUUCUCCCACAACCAAGUACUUUUGAUUCUAUUUCUGUCCAGUCCUUUCAUCUCAGUAGUCUCAUGCCUUCCCAUUUCUAGCACGUUAUUAAUUAGCCUUCUGAUUGUUCUUUUCUGCCUACACUUGGAGACUCUCCCAACCUGCCACAGUUUUUGGAGAGCGAUUUCACUAAUGCGCAAAGCUGUCACAUCAUUCUUAGUGGCAACCUAUUGCAGAACAUCUCAAACCGGAAUCUGACCUAGAGUCUUUCAUUGUUAACGUAUUUUUAGUAUGUUAAAUAUAUGCAAAUAUAAAGCCAUAUGUAAAGUCCUAUGCAGCUCUUAUAAUAAUCAGGCAUUUGUAGAUUAAAUGAAGCGGAACUAUAUGACCAGUAAAUUCAAGUGAACACUUAUUCUUUGUGAACAUUGAUACUGUUUUGCUGGACUUUAAAAGUUCAGAAAGCAAAUCUGUCCUCUCAGUCUUGGCUCACUUCUCUUACAUUGAGACCUAUAUAUAUUUUUCUAGUGUUGCAGAUUACUCAGUGUUCCCAGUCUUCAUUUAAUCCAUGAUGAGACUUUCCCUUGCUCCGGGUGCCUUGACUUUCCUUGCUCUUCACUGGGCAGCAUCAUUUACAUGCAAUAAGUGUCCUAGUUACUUUUCUAUUGCUGUAAUGAAACACCAAGACCAAAAGCAACUUGGGUCAGAAAGGGUUUAUUUAGCUUAUAUACCCUGAAUCACUUGUUCAUUGACACCAAGGCAAGAACUCAAACCUUGACAGGAGCUGAUGUAGAAGCCAUGGAAGGGAGCUGCUUACUGGCUUGUUCCUCAUGGAUUGCUAAUCCUGCUUUAUUAUAGAACACCAGGGCCACAUACACUGGGCUGGUCCCUCCCCCAUCAAUCAGUAAUUAGGAAAAAAGACCUACCAGCCUGCCUGCCUGCCUACAGCCUAAGGCUGUGACCCUAUAAUUCAAUUCCUCGUGUUGUGGUGACCCCCAACAAUGAAAUUAUUCUCACUGCUACUUCAUAACCGUCACUUUGCUACUGUUGUGAAUCUUAGUGUAAAAUCUCUGUGUUUUCCGAUGGUCUUCUUAGGCGACCCCUGUGAAAGGGUUGUUUGACGCCCAAAAGGGGUUUCAACCCACAGGUUAAGAAUUGUCAUUACAGAGUUAUUUUCCUCUAUUGAGGUUUUCUUCUCACAGUUGAUAAUAGUUUGUGUCAGAUUGACAGAAGACUAGCCAGGGUUUGUUAAUUACUCACAUGCAGUUAGUUGGGCAAUGCACCUGUAAUCUUAAAUGUGAGACCUGAAACCCAAAACAGCAGUCAGAUAAAAGGUGGUCUGGGGACUACACACACAGAUCCCUAAGGGGUCAUAGAGGACCGAUCAGAGCCCCUUAGUGUCCUGUACAGGACAUGGUGCUAUCCUUUCCUUGCUACAUUCUCAGCGUGUCUCUUGACUGUCUUUCAUGUUUGUUCCUGUUCUAAUGUUUGUCUGCUUGCUCAAGCCUUUCUGUUUGAGAUUUUCUUCAGAGCUCUCCCUGCAAUCUUCCUUUCAGAUAUUAUGCUCAGGACCCUUCCCAGAUGGCAUAGUCCUACUUGGACCCUUUCCCUGACCCCACUGGCUAAGCAGCCCUGACUAUGUCCCCGUGAUACUAUGCAUAUGCUUGUGGCACUACAUUGAGAUAAGCUAGGCAGAAAAAUGAGCUGGGGUAUCGUUCUGCCUCUUUAGAACACUACUUAAAGCAUGUACAUAUUGAAUGAAUGCAUGAAUGAAUGAAUGAAUGAAUGGCCUACAAAACUAAUGUGUAGAGCCUAUGAUCAGCAGGUAAGUGCUUUUAGCAUCAAUGAAGACUUAGUCCCCUCUUACUCUUUAAAUUAGUAGGAAGCUCCAGUAGAAAGGAGAAAUACAAACACCUCUGAAUUCUAUCUUUAAAGCAGGUAUUUUCCAGCUGGUCGUGGUACUACACACUUUUAGUGCUAGCACUCAGGAGGCAGAGGCAGAUGGACCUCUAAGAGUUUGAGGCCAGCCUGGUCAACAGAGUGAGCUUCCAGACAGCUUAGGCAAAAUAGUUAGAUUCUGUCUUUAAAAAAAAGUAAGCUUUUUAUAUGUCGUAAGUUUAUUUUUUUUUAAAUAUGUAGAAGGUAAAAUAGUGUUAACAGAUACAAUUUACACUUACAGAUUCUCUAGUUUGGGGAGCAAAAAAAUGAAUAUUGGUUCUUUUUUGUUCCGCCCCCAUUCUUUGUUUAACGUUAGCAAAAUACAUCUUAUCCAUGAUAUUUUAAAGAUUAGAAAAUGUGGAUUUGGAGGUUAGGAAAAUGCUUUCUGUUUAUAUGAUUUGCUUUUUUGUUGUUGUUUUUUAAAAAAGUGAUUUAACUAAAUAUUAAGCACUCAGGCUAGGCCAUUGGAGGCCAUUGUUCCACAGUUAUUGUCCUCUGUCUGGGCUGGGACCUGUUUUGGCACAGGGUAUAACAGUGAUUGUGAUCAGAGGAUCAGCUAGAGCAGUUCUCAGCCUGUGGGUCAUGAACCCUUUUGGGGUUGAACCACCUUUUUACAGGGGUCGCAAAUCAGAUACCCUGCACAUCAGAUAUUUCACAUUAUGAUUCAUAACAGUAGCAAAAUGGCAGUUAUGAAGUAGCAAUGGAGUACUUUGUGGUUGGGGGUCAUCACACCAUGAGGAGCUGUAUUAAGGGUGGCAGCAUUGGGAAGGUUGAGGACCACUGAGCUAGAGAGUACUCAGUGUUACACGUAAUCAUUAUUGGUUGAAAACACAGAUUUCUUAGGUAAUAGAAAUAAAGCUGGGAGCCCCACUUUAGCCGGAGUGGUCAGAGAAGGCCCCUCUAAAAGAGGAGCUUUCAACAGUCUCAGGAAAGAGAGGGCAUUGUGACUCAUGCUUGGAAUCCCAGCACUCAAGAGGUUGAGGCACAAGAGCCCGUGUGAGUUUAAGGCUACCCUGGCUUAGAGAAUGGCGCCGUGAGACCUGUCUCAAACAAAAGCAAGCACCCAGGCAAAGCGAUGAUCAAUUACGGGAUUCUUAAGGUCCUGUUUGGGAUGAAUGUGAUUUGGAGAAAUUGCAUUUGCCGUCUGAGGCAAGGGAAGGUGCCACACAGAUGUCAGAGCGGUGUCCACCCGGUGGCCCCUCUGGGGUCAAGGAUUUUAACUGACCCCACCAAAGUUUUCGAACACAACAUGUGGGAUCACAUGCAGUGGUCCAAAGAGGAAGAAGACGAAGCUAGAAAAAAAGUAGAGGAAAACUCAGCCACACGAGUCGCCCCAGAAGAGCAAGUUAAGUUUGAAAAUGCUGCUAACAAAUACUGGGACACUUUUUACCAAACCCAUAAGAAUAAGUUUUUCAAGAAUCGUAAUUGGCUGUUGAGGGAAUUUCCUGAAAUUCUUCCCGUUGAUCAGAACACUAAAGAGAAACUGGGAGAAUCAUCCUGGGACCCAGCCAGAAGCAGCAUCUCAAGAACGCAAGGAACAGAAACCCACCGACAAGAGACUUUUGUCUCAUCAGAACCUGGGAGCAGAGAAAGGUCUGCUUCUAACCCUGACUUGGAAGAAUACAGCAGAGGACCCAGGAAGGCAGAGCAGUUUCCUGGUAGCAAGGCUACUUUUCGAAUACUAGAGGUUGGCUGUGGUGCUGGAAAUAGCGUGUUUCCAAUCCUGAACACCUUGCAGAACAUCCCAGGAUCCUUUCUUUACUGCUGUGACUUCGCCCCUGAAGCAGUGGAGCUCGUAAAGUCACAUGAGGCCUACAGCGAGGCCCACUGUUCUGCCUUUAUUCAUGACGUGUGUGACGACGGCUUGGCCUACCCUUUUCCAGACGGGACCCUGGACGUCAUUCUCCUUGUCUUUGUGCUCUCUUCUAUUCACCCUGACAGGAUGCAAGCUGUCAUCCACCGGCUGUCCAGGUUGCUGAAGCCCGGAGGAAUGCUAUUGUUUCGGGAUCAUGGAAGAUACGACAAUGCUCAGCUUCGCUUUAAAAAAGGGCGUUGUUUAUCUGAAAAUUUUUACGUCCGAGGGGAUGGUACCAGAGCCUAUUUCUUUACAAAAGGCUUGACGCUGAGUGCUGACACCCUAUCACACACAAACGCACCCCAAAAAGGAAAAGAAAAAGAAAGAAGAAAAGAAAGAAGCCUUGCACUUGGCAAGCUGGUAGAGUGAAGUCCUCCUGGAGACCUCUGUGUGGCUCAGUAGACAACCCCUUAGCAGCCUCAGUCUCCUUGAGAGGAAACAGAUGGCGGAACACCUGCUUCCUGCGGCUGCCCCAGAGGUAAAAUUUCAAUCUAUCAAUCUCAUUUGCAAGCAGAGAAAACCCACCAGGUUAUUUACUCUACCCAGCCAUGUGACGAGCUGUCACAGAUAUUUUAGAGGAUAUAAAUAAAAAUAAGAAAGUGUCCCAGGAGACACAAGUCACUAGAGGACACAAUACCUACCCACAAGGUGAAGUGUGCUCAUUUGCAUACUCAAGGAAAAGCUGCCCAGGAACCAGGGGCUUUGGGCAAUUUCACCGAGGGUUGGGUUUACUGACUAAGAGGAUUAAGACAGGAAAACAUCCACUGAACACCUACUGUAUACAACCGUUGAUCACCGUUGACAUCUGUGCUGAUGUCGUCUCGAGCUAUUAAAGGUGAAGUUUCAUCUUCAGGUGACUGAUCAGGCGAAACAGCUCAAAGAACAGUUAUACACACAGGGAAUCAAAGUCAUGACGGAUCAGUGCCAGGGAUAGCAGACCGAUCAUGGAGGAUGAAGGUAGGGUGGGAGUGAGGUUGGGUCGGGGUGGAUAGCUGCCCCUGGAGUGUGGCAGCAGGCUUCACAGAGGUGGUGGCAUUCUAAUUGAGAAGAAACAUGUAAAAUAGGUUGUGACCAGCUAAGCAGGGAUAUGGAUGGUAGGGACUGAGGCUGCAGGAUCUGGAAAAAGCCCACAGCUUUCAUUUUAACCAAGAAGCCUGAUUUCCCUUUGGUAAGGCACACAGGACUCAAGGUGUUCAGUCAUAGUACAUCAGGGCCUGAUCAUACUUCCUUGUAUGGAGGAAGGGUUUCUAUUCUGCUCCACAGUCUGUUGGGGUAACAGCUAGUCUUAACGUUGAAACUUGGCUUGUUUUGCACAGAUGGGAUUCAGGAGGAAGAUAGAGUUACACACAGAGUCUCUCUCUGUCCCAGGACUGGGAGUGAUGCGAAGCUAUCUUCGUGUACUUUCUUCUUUCCGUGGGAAGGACUUUGGAGUUGAUGUUGGUUAGAUGCUGGUAAACUUCUGGUCUGAAUUGUGGCCCUAGGCUCAGGGUUUGAGUGCUCAGUCCCCGGCUUGUGGCCGGCACUAUUUCAAAGGCGAUGGAGUCUUUGGAGGGAGGAGGACCGGCUGAAGUAGGUCACAAGGGAUAGGCCUCUGGAGGUUAUAGCUGCUUCUGCUUCUGGUCUGUGGUCAGCCUCCUGCUCUGAGGCCUUUCGAGCGUCUGCCUCCAGAGAGCUGCUCCUUCAGUGUGCGUCGCCUUCUUCCCAUGGUAGACCGACAUUCCUCCAAACCUGUGAGUCAGAAGGAAUCCUCCCUCCGUUCCACUGCUCCCAUCAGGUUAUUUGACCGCUUUUGUUAUGGAGACACAAAGCAACACAGAUAUGAAGCUGUGGAGACCAAUAAUCAGAAGUUCAAAUCCCAGGUCUCCCUUUACUAGCUGGUUGUUUUGUAUAGACUCUUCACUGCAGUUUCAACUGUGGGCUUGAACCCAGUCAUGAAAUGUGGGCCACCAUUCUAAGUUUGGGGCCCACUAAGUAAAAAUCAGAGAGGGUAUUUUUGCCCUUGUAUUUAUUGUGUAAACAGGGGAUAGUCAUUGGUCACUCCCUACCCCCAGCGUUAAGACCAACCCAAGUGGGCUCUUUGCCUCCAUUGCCUGAUUCAACUAGCACCCCUGAUCAUUGGGGAAGCUGUAAUAGCCUUGCAGUAAAUGUCAUAUGCAGCGCCCCCCACCCCUGCAUUUUGGAGGGCUGUGAUUAUAUUCAGAAAAUACCCUGUUUCUGAAACAGCUGAGCUUAUGCACAGGUAGGUUCUGAACCUACAAUAAUAAUCACUAAUAUUAAUUAAGAAUGCUUUUAUACGGUAAGUACUAUUCCAAGCACUAUGUUUUAAAUGAACCUAUUCACACUUUAAAAAAAAAAGAUUUAUUUUACUUUUAACCAUGUGCAUCUGUGUGCACCUGUGUGAAUCUAUGCCACACAUGUAUAGGUGCCUGAGGAGAAAAGAGGUAUCCGGUUCCUCAAAGCUGGAGUCACAGGUAGCUGUAAGCCACAGAAUGUGGCUGCUGGGAAUUGAGCUCAGGUCCUCUGGAAACCACGGAGUCACACCUCCAGAUUCCUGACUUGCUUACUCUUACAGAGGUCCUGUGAGGUGAGUAGCAACAUCUCCAUUUUGUUUUCAGUGCUGGGCACAGAACCCAGUGCACACUAAGCACCUACUCUCCGGCUGAGUGCCUACCCUCUUGCUUCCAUUUUAGGGUGAGGAACUAGAGGCACAGAGGGAAAUGGCUUACCCACCAGUCAGAGCUAAUCCCUCUCUCUCUACCUAGGCUGUGCACUCAGCGUUUCUGCCGAGAAAGGACCACCAUAAGCCGUGGUCUUUUAAAACCCUUAUAACAAUAACAUUUUGUGUUCUAAUUAUAAAACUAAGCCACGGCUGGACUUUUUUAAAAUAGAGAUAGGAGUAAGGAAGUCAAAAUUAUUUGUAUUUUUAUCACCUGGUGAUAAUGUUUAUUAACAUUUGGGCCCAUUUCCUUUAAGAAGUUAAAUUACAUAUAUAAUUUUCUUUCCAUGCACCAUAGCACCACAUGUGACUUUUAAAAAUUAAUGCUACAAUUUGAGCAUUUCCCCAUGUUACUAAAUAUUCUUAGAACCAAAGAUUUCCAUGCCUGCAAAUAUUCCAGUUAUUCAGAGCUACCAUAAUUUAUUCUAAAAAACCCCAUAAUGUGGGCCGUUAAGUUGUUCCCAACAUUCCUGGGGCUUUUGUGGGGGUCCUUGAUGGCUCCUUAGCUGGGCUCCCUUAGGAGCCAACCAGGAUGUUUUCAUCCCAGCAGCUGACCUACAUCUCUCUGCUAUGUAGGUUCACCCCUGGGCACGGGAGUCAGAUGAGGGUUUUGAAAAGAAUUCCCUACCCCCUCCAUGCACUUUUUGUAAUGGCAUGGUUUUCCAUAGCUUUAUAAAAUGGCACUUAUCUUACCAAAAAAGUACAAAAUUAAAAUGUGUAAGUGGCUGGGGAGUCAUCUCACAUGCACCAAAGAGGUAUCGUGCAACACACACUCACACACACAAACACACACACACACACACACACACACACACUCAAACAGGGCACACAGGUAUCGACACAAAAAGAUAAAAGAAGUAAACAAAAGAAGACAAAAGAGUAAACAAGCAGGACCUGGAGGCAACACCUGCAAUCCCAGCAGAGGAGAGACUGAGGCAGAAGGACCAGGAGUUCAUAGCCUGGGUUAGUUACAUCAUGAGACUCUGUCUCCACAAACAAUGAAAGGGGAAGAAGAGAAAGAGAAAGAAGAGGAGGAGAAAGAAGAGGCAAUGGAAGAAGAGGAGGGGAAAAAGGAGACAAAACAAAAACUUGACCUACCACCAUCACCAAAAUAAAGUAUGAACAACCAAAAGCCUUACCUCCAUCACUCCAUCGUAUCUUCCCUCAGUGCACUCUACCUUGGCUUUGUGUCUCCUGUUAAUAAGUGUAGUUCUUCCUUCCAAAUGGUAGCAGGUCUCUGCCCAAGCCCGACAACCACUGUGAGCUCAUGAUUGUAUGACACAAAGUUCUUUUCAUCUGUUUUCCCUCUUCCCCAGACCGAUGUCCUACUUUUGGAGAGGUGGCAGCCACUUCAUCUGCUCGAGACGGCCUUCUGCUUGGGGAACAACGUUGGUGCUUCCCAAGAAGGGUAUAUGUGCAAAUAGGAAAUAAUCUGGACAUUUUACAAAUGGAAAUAAAUUAUCUUUUGUCAAAAA
Molecule: messenger RNA, 9618 nt
Organism: Rattus norvegicus (Norway rat)
Lineage: Eukaryota; Metazoa; Chordata; Mammalia; Rodentia; Muridae
Source: RefSeq, a predicted model, not a curated record